Molecule: messenger RNA, 345 nt
Organism: Fukomys damarensis (Damara mole-rat)
Lineage: Eukaryota; Metazoa; Chordata; Mammalia; Rodentia; Bathyergidae
Gene: Rhob
Product: ras homolog family member B
Exons: 1
Biological process (GO): small GTPase-mediated signal transduction
Molecular function (GO): GTP binding; GTPase activity
Source: RefSeq, a predicted model, not a curated record
GCCGGGCCCAUGGCGGCCAUCCGCAAGAAACUGGUGGUGGUGGGCGACGGCGCGUGCGGCAAGACGUGCCUGCUGAUCGUGUUCAGCAAGGACGAGUUCCCCGAGGUGUACGUGCCCACCGUCUUCGAGAACUAUGUGGCCGACAUCGAGGUGGACGGCAAGCAGGUGGAACUGGCGCUGUGGGACACGGCGGGCCAGGAGGACUACGACCGCCUGCGGCCGCUGUCCUACCCGGACACCGACGUCAUCCUCAUGUGCUUCUCGGUGGACAGCCCGGACUCGCUGGAGAACAUCCCUGAGAAGUGGGUGCCCGAGGUGAAGCACUUCUGCCCCAACGUGCCCAUC